Bolinopsis microptera is the source of this 1678-nucleotide messenger RNA. Its product is annotated as calcium-binding protein P-like. NCBI's taxonomy places the organism in Eukaryota, Metazoa, Ctenophora, Tentaculata, Lobata, Bolinopsidae. Bases 25 to 801 code for a protein of 258 amino acids. The transcript has 3 exons. The record is from RefSeq and is a predicted model, not a curated record.
GUUUACAGCGUGAAGUUGACAGCGAUGGACUCAGAAAAGGGAGGAGCUGCUCCCCCGCCUUAUACUGCCCCAGGCUAUCCUUCACCUCAACAAGGCUAUCCUCCCGCACCCCCUCAAGCAAGUUAUCCUCCCGCACUCCCUCAAGCAAGUUAUCCUCCCCAAGCAAGUUAUCCACCUGUACCCCCUCAAGCAAGUUAUCCUCCCCAAGCAAGUUAUCCUCCCGCACCCCCUCAAGCAAGUUAUCCUCCCCAAGCAAGUUAUCCUCCCCAAGCAAGUUAUCCGCCUCAAGCAAGUUAUCCUCCCCAAGCAAGUUAUCCGCCCCAAGCAAGUUAUCCGCCCCAAGCAGGCUAUCCGCCCCAAGCAGGCUACCCCGUACAACAAUAUCCGGCCCAAAAUGUGGUAGUGGGAAAUCCAGGCUAUCCCGGACAAGCAGUUCCAGUUAUUGUUGGUGCUGUUUCUAACUGUAUGGGAUGCAACAUGGAGAGCGGGAUGUAUGGUAGAUACGGAGGUAACGUUGGAGGUCGUUAUGGUCAUAACCAAUAUAACGGGCCGGGGAUUGGAGCGAGACCGUGUAGAAUCUGUCAAGUAGUUUUCAUAGGUGUGGCAGUACUAGUCCUGAUAAUAAUGGGUGCUACAUGGCCCAGUUACAGCUGGGGUCUGCCAAUCCCUCACUUCCCUAUUGUACUCUUUCUGGGAGUUGCUACUAUCUUCUUCAUAUUCAUGUAUUCCAUUACAACGUGCCAGAAGGCUAGAUUCCCCCACACGUGUGACGCCAAAAAGGAUCAAUCUAUAUGGUUGUAACUGAGAUACAGAGGAAAAAAGGAACUUUUGUUUUAGAGAUGGUUUUGAUCUCCGUAACCUUGGUAACCUUGGUAACCUUGGUAACCUUGGUACCUUGGUAACCUUGGUACCUUGGUAACCUUGGUAACCUUGGUAACCUUGGUAACCUUGGUACCUUGGUAACCUUGGUAACCUUGGUAACCUUGGUAACCAUUAACACUUACAAAGUUAGUUAUGAGAUAAGUAAACGUCUCUUAUAAAGAGACUGGCUAAAAAUAUCUGUUAUGUACAGUGUACUCAGGACAUCUUUGGUAUUAAAUGAGACCAUUUAGUGACUUUUAUUAAUUAUUACCACCUCUGUUUCCUUGAAACAUAAUUUAAUAAUUAACAAUAAUAAUUAUUAAUUAUGUUGAGAAAAUCCAGAAGUUGUCAAGUUUUAGCAUAAUCUUGUCAGUUUGCUAAUUUUAAAGAUCUUAAAGGUAAUUAAUAAACAUUGGUAGUAGAAGAAUAUAAAUUAUUUUAUCAUUUUCUUUCAAGAUUUGUGUGCUACAUUUUUAUUGAGUGACCCAGUUGAUAAUGAUGGGUAUGGCGCGCUCGAACUUGCACCCUUUUGAAGUUUUGAUUGCAAGAAAGAGGACGCCUUAUAUAGUUAUAUGGGCAUCACGUGUAACACUAAGUACCCACCCUUUGUACUAAAAUCUCUCUGGAGUUGACUGUAUCUUAAUGUCAGCUGAUUUUAAGAUAAAAAACACGUCUUGAACUACUCUGCUUCAUAAGCAAUACUAGUUCAGUUACGGUUAUGAUGAUAUCCGGUAUUUCUUUUAGAUGAAAACAAGCUGAAACUGGUUUCAGAGCUUAUUUUUUCUAUAUAUUUGGUUUCAUGUUUAUUUUUUCUAAA